AUGAGGUUACUACAGGUUCUUUGUCUCCUUCCUCUAGCCACGGCCUUCGGGUCAUCGUGGUACCAUAAUGCCUUCCCCUGGCAAAAGCCACUAUCCGGCUCAACCGUCAACGGCGUACAUUUCCCAUCACUACUGGAUGCCGACCUCGAGGAUCUAGCUGCCGGGCUCGAGAAAGGCCUAUUCACAAGCGUUGAUCUCGUCACUGCCUACACCCGACGUAUCCUGGAGGUAAACUCGACCCUCAAGGCGGUCACCCAGCUCAACCCCGAUGCCCUCACGAUAGCGGCAGAGCUGGACGCUGCUCGAAGCAGCGGCGCUGUAAAAGGCCCGUUACAUGGCAUCCCGAUCCUGCUCAAAGACAACAUCGCCACGGCAGACAAGAUGGACAAUACAGCCGGGUCAUACGCUUUGGUCGGGGCCAAGGUGCCCGAGGACAGCACAGUGGCCGCCAAAUUGAGGAAAGCCGGGGCCAUUAUACUGGGGAAAACAAACCUGUCUGAAUGGGCAAACUCUCGCAGUAAAAACUAUACUUCGGGCUGGUCAGCCACCGGAGGCCAAACCGAAGGAGCAUACUAUCCCCAGCAGGACCCAUCCGGGUCUUCAUCCGGCAGCGGCGUAGCCAUCGCUCUCGGUCUAGCCCUAGCUUCUCUCGGAACCGAGACACACGGCUCCAUCCUCGCCCCCUCAGACGCCAACAACCUCGUAGGCAUCAAGCCCUCCGUCGGCCUCACCUCUCGCUACCUCGUUGUCCCCAUUUCCGAGCACCAAGACACCGUCGGGCCCAUGGCCCGCACCGUCAAAGACGCCGCCUACCUCCUCUCUGCCAUUGUCGGCCGCGACCCCAACGACAACUACACCUCCGCCAUCCCCUUCCCCACAGACCAACCCCCCAACUACGUCAGCGCCUGCGAUUACUUCGCCCUGGGCGGCGCUCGCAUCGGCGUGCCGCGCAACUUGAUCGAACUCGACGACCAGUCCUUCGCUCCCAUCCUGCCCGCCUUCGAGAAAGCUCUCUCCACCCUCCGCUCCGCAGGCGCCACCAUCAUCGACGACCUUGUUUUGUCUGGGUACGAGACCCUCAAAAAAGAAAACUUCUCCUUCGAGUCCAUCGUCAUGAACACCGAUUUCCCGCGCAACCUAGCCUCGUACUUCUCGCAACUAACUAUAAACCCGCACAACAUCUUGUCGCUCAAAGACGUCGAGCGGUUCACGCAUUCCGACCCGCGGGAAGAGUGGCCGCUGAAGGACACGCUAGCGUGGGACCGCGCGUUUAAUGUUAGUUCUACUACUUCGGACGCAGAGGCGUGGGGGAAUUAUACCGCUUUGCAGCGCUACGCUGGUGGCGCGGAGGGGCUUUUUGGAACACUAAGAAGGCAUAGUUUGGAUGCAAUGGUUUUGCCUACCCUUUGGUCGACGACGUUGCCAGCGGUGUUGGGGAGUCCUGUGGUUUCGGUGCCGAUGGGGAAGUAUCCUGAGGAUGCCCGAAAACUGAAGAAUGGGUAUGGAAACCAGUGGUUGGUGGCGCCGGGGGUGCCGUUUGGGUUGGCGUUUAUGGGGGAGAGGUUUAGUGAGAAAAGGCUGAUUGGGUUGGCGUAUGCGUAUGAGCAGAGGACGAAGGUGAGGGGACAGGUGAGGCCGUAUUUGGUGCCGAGGACGGAGGUGGGGGAUGUUGUUGUUGGGAAGGGGAAGGGAAGGGGGACAGAGGCCAAGGAUUGCACGGGCAUAGCCGAAAGGAAAGGAUGA
Molecule: messenger RNA, 1743 nt
Organism: Sordaria macrospora k-hell
Lineage: Eukaryota; Fungi; Ascomycota; Sordariomycetes; Sordariales; Sordariaceae
Source: RefSeq, a predicted model, not a curated record